Entrophospora candida is the source of this 1593-nucleotide messenger RNA. Lineage: Eukaryota; Fungi; Glomeromycota; Glomeromycetes; Entrophosporales; Entrophosporaceae. The record is from the annotation of a GenBank genome assembly.
AUGCCAAAUUCAAUUAUAAACCCCGUUUUAUCAAACCAUAGACAAAUUUUUAAUAAUAACCGCGAUAAAGAAGUUGAUGUUGAUAAACCUAAUUAUUUAACAUCAACUCAUCUGCCAAGUAAUAUUAAAAAGAGACAGAAGAAGAAGAAAGGAGACGAGUCAAAUCUUAUUGGAAAAAUUACAAAUUACAUCAGCCAACAAAGCAAAAAUCCUAAUAAUGAUGAAAAAAAACCAACCUCGACAAUACAAGGCCCGAGUUAUAAUAAAGUUUACAACAAUACCAAUUUUGUUGGUUCAUUUUCAAAGCUUUAUAUUAACAACGAUGAACCACAACCUUCAAAUGAUUCUUCGAUAAAUUUCCAUCACCCUCCAAAUUGGUCAAAUUCUACUGAUACUUUAUCAACAUCAUCGUUAAAUUCAGAUAAUGUCCCUCCGUGGGAUUCGCCUACAGCUUUUAAUUCCAGAAAUCAAUCUGUCGAUUAUUCCAACAUUAAUGACGGUGAAAAUGAUAUUAAAAGACGUGAAAAAGAUUUAGAUCCUGAAUUAUCAUUAUAUUUACGUUACCAACAACAUCUAGAAGAGGAAACAAAAGAUUACAUAAUUUCAAUACUUCAAAGGGAGGAUUUAGACUUGCCAGAGAUUGAAAUAUGGUUAAAUCUAUUAAGCUGGGGUAUCUCAAAUACACCAAGGUUAAACGUGUAUAAUGACGACGAUAAUGAUGAAUGUUAUUACCAUCAUUACGACAUGUCAAAAUGGAUGAAAGACGAUUUCAGAGAACUAAGGGAGACUUUGAAAAAUUGCAUUAAAUGGAUAAGAUUUUUUCAAAUCGGUCCACAAGAAUUCGCGAAAUAUGUUUUGCCAUUUAAGCGAAUCUUACCAAAAGAUAUUGUCAGUAAUUUUCUAAGGCAACAAAUUACCGGCCACAUGCCAAUUUUUUCUAUUAAUUUACCGCCAAGAAUCCCUUCAACUGAUAUCGAAUCAACUAUAAUAGCUGGAAGACAUGCAACUAUUAUAUCAAACUGGAUAAAAUCGCCAAAUGAUCCAACACUAGGCUACGAUGAUCGUCCAUUAUCGGGAUUAAAUUCAUUUAAUUUGUUAUUUAGAGCAACUAGAGAUACUUUAACUAUGGAAAAUUUAUAUUCAAAAUGUCAUGAUAAAGGCCCAAUAAUUAUACUGGCGAAACUUUGUAAUUCGAAUUGUAUUGUAGGUGGUUAUAAUCCAUUAAAUAAUUGUUUUGAAAAUAUGAGAAGACGAUUAUCAACUUCGCAUUCAUAUUCAUCUUUACCAUCAACCAAAUCCAGAUCAUCGAAAAGAUUUUCCAUCAGUAGCUAUAAUACUAUUAAUAGUUGUCAUCCGGAAAAUAAUUCUAUAGUUAGUAGAAUUUUACCAGAAUUUGAAAAUAAAAGAUUCAAUCAUAAAAGGCAUCCAAACAAUGGAUUUUAUUUUGGUGCUGGUCCUGAUUUAUGGAUUAACAUUGAUUAUAAAGAUAAAAUUGUCAAAAAUUCUCCCCUCUCUUACGAACAUCGAAUUUUAGAUUCUUCUGGAAUUUUUAUAUGGGAAGAUUUUGAAGUAUUUCAAGUUGUAAAAAAUUGA